This is a messenger RNA of Papilio polytes (common Mormon), 2951 nucleotides long. Its product is annotated as senecionine N-oxygenase-like. The transcript is spliced from 14 exons. The coding region runs from base 10 to 2541 and encodes 843 amino acids. The record is from RefSeq and is a predicted model, not a curated record. Lineage: Eukaryota; Metazoa; Arthropoda; Insecta; Lepidoptera; Papilionidae. Gene Ontology annotation, molecular function: N,N-dimethylaniline monooxygenase activity; NADP binding; flavin adenine dinucleotide binding.
AUUAUUACAAUGUAUAAAAUUAUUCUAUUGCGACGUUUAAUAUUAUUAAUGUGUUAUUCGUGUUUGCAAAUAAAUAUUGUUUCUGGAUACAAUAUAAAAGUGAAUCAGGCCAGUUCAACAAGUCCACGCGUCUGUAUCAUUGGCGCGGGAAUAGCGGGACUUACUUCUGCUAAACAUUUAAAAGAUGAAGGAAUAAACUUCACCGUUCUCGAAUCGACUAGGUACAUUGGCGGAACGUGGAGAUAUGACCAUAGGGUAGGAAAAGACGAGAACGGCUUACCGUUGCACACGAGCAUGUACAUGCAUUUAAGAACAAACUUACCAAAACCAACAAUGGAACUGCAGGGUUUUCCUGUACCAAGAGAGAUGCCAUCCUUUCCUAGCUGGAAUAUAUAUUAUGACUACAUAAAGGCUUAUGCGGCUCACUUUGAUUUGCACAAACAUAUAAAGUUUCUGCAUAAGGUAACAUCAGUGAAACGAGUUGGGAAUGUAUGGAAAGUGAAACACGGGCAUGUACUAAGAGGUGUAGAGUACGAGGAAGAAUUCGAUUUCGUUAUAGUUGGGACUGGCCACUUCAGUAAACCUAAUAUGCCGGAAAUUCGUCAUGAACAUCUUUUCAAAGGAACAAUAAUCCACAGCCACGACUACAGAGUACCUGACGUAUUUACCAAUCGUCGUGUUCUGGUCGUCGGCGCGGGUCCUUCCGGAAUGGAUAUCGCUCUAGAUGUAGCAAACUAUUCUAAGACCCUUGUCCAUAGUCACCACUCUAAGGUGAACUUUAAAACCAAGUUCCCAGAUCACUUCAUCAGAAAACCCGAUAUCAAGGAGUUUAACGAAACCGGAGUUAUUUUUGUUGAUGGUACUUAUGAAGAUAUUGAUGACGUCAUUUAUUGUACCGGAUACGAAUACGACUACCCAUUCCUGGACAAAUCAUGUGGCCUAGUAAUCGACAAGCACAGUGUCAUCCCCCUGCACAAAUACAUGGUAAACAUAAAUGAACCAAGUAUGGUCAUAAUGGGACUAGUUAUACGUGCAUGUCUUGUAGUUGCUAUAGACGCCCAGGCCCGUUAUACAACUGCCUUGAUAAAGGGUAAUUUCACACUGCCGUCUAGAGAUGAAAUGAUGGCUGAAUGGCAAAAGCAGGCAGACAUAAUUCGUUCUAAAGGACGACCCAUCUCAGAUAUACAUUUCUUGGCAGAAAAGGAGGAUCAAUAUUACGAGGAAAUAUCUGAAGAAUCAGGCAUCGAUCGAGUUCCUCCUGUCAUGUAUAAAAUACGCACCAUGGACACGGAAGCGAAGCUCGAAAACCUCUACACCUACAGGAACUACGUGUACGAAGUCAUAGACAGAAACACGUUCGCCAGGCGCCUGGAGUCAGACACGAAGCCUGCUGACAACAGGAUCUUACCGUUAAAUUUGCCACAUCCUACAAUGGAACUCCGUGGAUUUCCAAUACCAAAACAUUUGCAUUUCUUUCCUAAUGCACAAUUAUAUUACUACUACAUCAGGUCUUAUGCAGAGCGUUUUCACUUAGUAGAUUACAUACAGUUUCUUCACAAUGUCACAUCAGUGAGACGAGAAGGAAAUGUAUGGAAAGUGAAACACACAGAUGUACUAAAUAAAACAGAGCAUGAAGAUGAAUAUGACUUUAUGAUUAUAGGAACUGGACACUUCAGCAAUCCUAAUGUGCCAAACAUUCCAAAUGAAGUACUUUUUAAAGGAGAAAUAUUGCAUAGCAAUUAUUAUAAAGUAUCUUGUAUAUUCGAAAACAAACGUGCUUUAAUCGUGGGUGGGGGAACCUCUGCAUGGGAUAUUGUUAUAGAAAUGCUUACGGACUCCAAGACAGUGGUGCACAGCCACCAUUCUAAACAAACUAUUAAUACGAAAUUCCCAGACCACUAUAUAAGAAAACCCGAUGUUAAAGAAUUUAAUGAAACUGGGGUUACUUUUGUUGACGGUACUUAUGAAGAGAUCGAUGUCGUUAUUUACUGCACUGGAUUUAACUAUACUUAUCCUUAUCUGGAGUCAUUGUGUGGCCUAAUGGUCAACAAGGACCACGUGGUCCCGCUGUACAAAUGUCUUGUGAAUAUAAAUGAACCAAGUAUGGUGGUGCUGGGCCUGGUGAGGCGUGCCUGCCAUAUCGUAGCUAUAGACGCACAGGUUCGUUACACCACAGCACUUAUAAAGGGUGAUUUCUCUCUGCCGUCCAAGGAAGAGAUGUUGAAUGUUUGGCAAAAGGAAGUUGAUAUUAUUCACUCUAACGGACGAUCCAUGUCUGAUUUACAUUUGUUAGGAGAUAAAGAGGAUCAGUAUUACAAGGAACUGAGUGAUGAAUCUGGUAUAGACAGAGUGCCUCCUGUCAUGUCUAAACUACGGAACAUAAGCAAUGAAGCAAAACUGCAAAACUUAUUCACUUACAGAGAUUAUAUUUAUGAAGUGAUUGAUGAUAAAUCGUUUAAGAGAACUGAACGUGUAAAAAAACGUGAAAGAUUUGAUGGCAAGUUGCCUGAAAGUGUUGUAUUUGUUGCGGAUGAUGGUUAGUAGUCACAUAACAGGCUUGUUUUUUUAUUACUUUACUAGAUAACAACUAGUAGAUUAAAAUGUUUUAUUUAUUUAUCGAAUAUAAGGAAAGCUGACUGAUAUUUUGAUUGUUACGGAUGAUGCAACAGUUUAUUCUACACGUCUCCAAUUUAGAUUAAUAUAUAUAUUUUAUUUACCCUUGACACUCUAGAAGAAAGACUAUAUUUAUGAAAUGUUCUUUACGAGUUCGACGUUUAGGAGGAGUAAUGGAUUUUUGUAAUGCCAUUUGUAUUAAUAACGUAAUACAUUUGAUACUGAGUACGUAAUGAAAUUGUUCCUUUGGUUAAAGCGGUAGAAUGUAAAAGUUAAACUAGUUGAAAUGUUUAUGAUUGUUUUUGUAUAUAAUUAUUUAAUAUCUAUCGUUAUGCUUA